GUGAAAGGGUUAAGACACUUUAGAAAAGUAGUGGUAGAGACGUUCAGUGGUUGGUGUUACUGAUCAGGAAGAGUCCCCAUGGGAGCACAUUGUCUGUGCUGUGGAAGUUUCUUCUGGACGCUGUACGGUAUGGACGACUCGGUGGCUGCGUCGGAGGACUCCGGACCGGGCAGGAGGCGAAGGGUGCACGGUAUGCUGAAGCUCUACUACGGCCUGAACGAGGAAGGAAAGGCCGAGGAGCAGCCGGAGUCCCUGGAUCCCUGCGACAUCAACGGGCCGCAUUUCGACCCUGAGCUCUUCCUCAACAAGCUGAGGAGGGAGUGCUCUCUCGCGGAGCUGAUGGACCAGGAGACCUGCAUGGUCAAGCAGAUCCGCUCUUUGGAUAGUGACAUGCAGACGCUGGUGUAUGAAAACUACAACAAGUUCAUAUCUGCUACAGACACUAUCAGAAAGAUGAAGAAUGACUUCAAAAAGAUGGAGGAUGAAAUGGAUUGCCUGUCUGCUAACAUGGCGGCAAUCACUGAGUUCAGUGCUCGUAUCAGUGGCACUCUUCAAGACCAGCACACACAGAUUACGAAACUCUCAGGGGUUCACACCCUGUUGAGGAAGCUGCAGUUUCUGUUUGAACUGCCUGCUAGAUUAAAUAAGUGUCUGGAGCUGCAGGCCUAUGCUCAGGCAGUGAGAUCCCACCGCCGUGCCCGCUGUGUGCUGCAGCAGUACAGCCACCUGCCCUCCUUCAAGGGGAUCCAGGACGACUGUCAUGCCAUCAUGGACAAGCUGGCUCAGGAGCUUCGACAGAAGUUCAGGGAUGGAGGGUCUAGCGCCAAAGAUUUAUCAGAGUGUGUGGAGCUGCUGCUACAGUUGGAUGAGCCAGCUGAAGAGCUCUGUGAUAAAUUCCUGAGCCAUGCACGGUCGCGACUUGAGUCGGACCUCCAGGGUCUGGAAGCAGAGAUAAGACCGUACCCGUCCGCCUCAGCUAUGAAAGAUGCUCCUGCACGCAGUUUGUCAUCUACCGCAGCCGCCGGAUCCCCGACUGAUAACUCCCCGAGCACUAUACCCUCUCCCACCUCAAACACCGACAUCCUGGAAUUCAUUGACAGAGGCUGCAACGAAUUUGUCAGCAGCUUAUGUUUAGUAAUAACAUCCUAUCAAGAACUAUUCGUCAACCAUGCUCAGAAAGGUGAGCUGGCAUCCAAAAAUAUCCCUCAGAUGGCAAAUGGGAAGUUGCAUGCCUUUGUGGAUGAUCUGGCGGCUCGGUAUUUCUCGCUUGUGGAGCGGAGGAUACAAGAGGAGAAAGGGGUCGCAGAUAACUCCCUGUUAGUCCGCGCACUCGACCGCUUCCACCGCAGACUUCAGGCCGUGGCCAAACUGCUGCCAGGCUCUGCCGUGCCAAACCAGGGGACUGAGAUUGUGAUCCGCGCAGCAACAGAGCGAGUCAAGCAGUACCUCUCUGCCCUGCAGAGCUUCUACAUGGACAGCUUGACAGACGUGAGGCAGGCCCUGGCGACGCCCCGGCUCUCUGUGGCCAGCGCCUCAGUGGCCGGAGGCGGGGCUCUUCUAGGGGGGCCGGCCUCGGGAAGAGACGCUCCCACCAGCCUGCCAGAGCUGCUGUCCUCCCUGUCAGCCUCUAUUCUCAAUCAAAUUAAGUCAGUGCUGGCGUCCGUGCAUCUCUUCACAGCUAAGGACAUUACAUUUUCCAAUAAGCCGUACUUCAAGGGUGAAUUCUGCAGCCAGGGUGUGCGUGAGAGCCUGGUGGUGAGCUUUAUAAAGUUUGUGUGCCAGUCGUCUCGCCAGUUUUGUGAGAGCGCGGGAGACAAGGGAGGCUCCACUCCUCCGGCCCUCCUGUUGCUGCUGUCCCGCCUCUGCUUGGACUAUGAAACCUCAACUAUCUCCUACAUACUCACUCUCACAGAUGAGCAGUUCCUUGUGCAGCACCACAGCCCCGUAACACCCGUCACAACUUUAUGUGCAGAGGCCAGGGAGGCAGCACAGAAACUACUGAACCAUUAUGUAAAGGUUCAAGGCCUAAUUAUCUCCCAGAUGUUAAGAAAGAGCGUGGAGACACGAGACUGGGUAAACACCAUCGAGCCACGAAAUGUCCGUGCUGUGAUGAAGAGGGUGGUAGAGGACACCACCUCGAUUGACGUGCAGGUUGGUCUUUUGUAUGAAGAAGGUGUGAGGAAAGCUCACAGCAGUGACUCCAGCAAAAGGACCUUCUCUGUCUACAGCAGCUCGAGGCAGCAAGCCCGCUAUGCUGCCAGCUACACUCCAAGUGCUCCCAUGGAUACGAAUCUACUGAGCAACAUUCACAAGCUGUUUUCUGAGAGGAUUGACAUCUUCAGCUCAGUGGAGUUCAACAAGGUCUCUGUGAUGACGGGAAUUAUCAAAAUCAGUCUGAAGACAUUCCUGGAGUGUGUCCGCCUACGUACUUUUGGCCGUUACGGGCUGCAGCAGAUCCAGGUCGACUGCCACUACCUGCAGAUGUACCUGUGGCGGUUCGUCUCCGAUGAGAACCUCGUGCAUUUCCUGCUGGAUGAGAUAGUGGGUAGCUCUGCCCACCGCUGCCUCGAUCCUGCCCCGAUGGAGCAGAGUGUGAUUGAAGUCAUCUGCGAGCGAGGUUAAAGCUGCACAGACAGCUGCUGCACUCCAAACACUGUACACAGUCAAAAUGACAAUUUACAGUGGAAUAAUGCAUCCAUAUUUGAACACUCUUAAUAUUACAUAACUGCAGUACUGUUAAAUGUUCAAUUUGUUGAUUCAUAUUCAAAUUAUACCGUGAAAAUGCUCAAACAUUUGUGAUUAUCUCAAUACCCCUGUUACAAGUCGGCUAAACUCCAGUGAAGCUCUGCAUAAACAGUUAACUUUGUGUUUGAAGUAUAGGGACAGCACUUUAAUGACCUUAAAUUUAUGAAUAAAUCACCCAACACUAAAGAAUUGUCAAGAAGUCAUUGACUGGCAUUGGAUUUGGGACAGUUGCAUCAUAUUCCAGACACUUGCCAUGCAAAAGUGCACACGCGCACCUCUAGGUCUUGGUUUUAAGGUUAAAAUUUGAGCGAAGAAACCCCUCUCAUCUAUCUUCAAAGAUGGAACCAAAAUGAAUUAUCCAUGAUGCAGCUAAACUUUUUUAGCACACAUUCCCCUUGAAGGUAUCAUGUUUAAUGUGAAUGCAAAAUCUGAGUGACCGAAUAAAAAAGCUCUGUGGAAAUCUCAUGUAUUAAUAAAUGCUUUUAGCGGUGAUGCUGAAUAAUUUGCAAUCUGAAUGUCAUCCGACUGUGUAAUCCCUGUGUAACACUACAGUAAGUGCUUCAAUGUUACAGGAUCUCUUGCCUUCAGGUUACCUGGUGUCUGUUUUCUGUGCACGUCCUCCACAGAUUAACAGUAUGUUGAGGAACCAUUCAAAGGUGUAUAUAUCAAAUGAAAAAAAAACAACAAAAAAAUACAAUAAAAGU
Molecule: messenger RNA, 3449 nt
Organism: Chelmon rostratus (copperband butterflyfish)
Lineage: Eukaryota; Metazoa; Chordata; Actinopteri; Chaetodontiformes; Chaetodontidae
Gene: vps51
Product: VPS51 subunit of GARP complex
Exons: 12
Coding region: 79-2622 (847 amino acids)
Biological process (GO): Golgi vesicle transport; Golgi organization; endocytic recycling
Cellular component (GO): GARP complex; EARP complex; membrane
Source: RefSeq, a predicted model, not a curated record